This is a messenger RNA of Syngnathus typhle (broad-nosed pipefish), 1197 nucleotides long. Its product is annotated as germ cell-specific gene 1-like protein. NCBI's taxonomy places the organism in Eukaryota, Metazoa, Chordata, Actinopteri, Syngnathiformes, Syngnathidae. The record is from RefSeq and is a predicted model, not a curated record. The transcript is spliced from 5 exons. Gene Ontology annotation, cellular component: plasma membrane. The coding region runs from base 1 to 906 and encodes 301 amino acids.
AUGAGGCUGGAGCGCGGACGGCGAGCUUCUCUGGCGCUGACCCUCAACUUUGUGGCGUUCGCCUUCGCCCUGUCUGCCAUCACCACCAGCUACUGGUGCGAGGGUACUCGCAAGGUAGCCAAGCCCUUCUGCACCGGGCCGCCCGUCAAGGUCAAGCAGUUCUUUUGCAUCCGCUUCAACAGCUCCAACAUCAACGACAGUCGGCUGGUGCAGUACAUCUUUGAGACCGGGGAGGAGAAAUUCCUGCUCAAGAAGUUCCAUACCGGGAUCUUCUUCUCCUGUGAGCAGGCUGCUGACAUGAAAGGCUUCGACUGUCGGGACUUCUCGGAGAUCGCACCGGAACACGAACGAGGGGUGCUGUGGCUGUGCAUUGUAGCCGAGACCUUGUACCUGACGCUGCUGUUUGCGGGUGGCGCCCUGAUGGCCUUGGAGCAGUGUCCUUGCUUCAGCGUCAUGAACAAACUCAAACUGAGUGCCUUUGCCGCCUUGUGCACCGCACUGUCAGGCCUUUGUGGGAUGGUGGCCCACAUGAUGUUCACCACCAUUUUCCAGCUGGCCGUGGCCAUGGGUCCAGAAGACUGGAGGCCCAAAACCUGGGACUACAGCUGGUCUUAUGUCCUAGCUUGGGGGUCGUUCGGCACCUGCAUGGGCUCGGCGGUGACGGCGCUCAACCGCUACACCAAGACCAUCAUCGAAUUCAAGUUCAAGCGGAGAAACAUUGAGAAGAGUCUUCUUGUCAAGCAGAAGCUGCUGGACCUUGACCUCCCCGACCAGAUGUGGUACCUGACGGCCGACGCCGAGGCGCCGCCGGAACUGCCGCUCAAUGGACACAAGCCGCCCACUGGGGACACGUACGCCUUGGAAGCAGACCACAUGGUUGAGCCGCAAAAUGAAGCCUACUGCUAGAGGCCCCAGUUGAUUGUUGGAUUGAAAAAUCUAAUAUAGGGAUAUAUUUGCGCGUGUGUGUGUAUAUCCUCGCGGAAAUAAUGUAACCCGCUUGGCUUUGAGACAACAUGCGUCUCAUCAAAUCUUGCCCAUGUGAUCGCCUAAGAGGCAGCAGGCAGGAGGAAAUGCUAGCGGUGUCUUUAUGCUCAGCUGCAGAUGUUCGGACUCAAUACGUUUUGAGAGGAGGCAACAUGAAGAUGAUUUUCACUUCACUCUAUAGCUAAAAUAAAGAAAUAUAUACAAAAUAAAGCA